AUGAACAACUUGCCGCCCAUACGUGACGGCCGGGGCCGACGUGCCCAUGACAGCAACACAACCAGUUUUACGAGUUUCCUCCAGCACCACAGCCGCGGACGAGCUCAGUCAGAGUCUCCCCAGAAAGGCCGUAUCCGAGCCAAGUCGCCAUUUGUGCCUUCCUCCGCAGAACGCAAGGCUAGAAGACGACCUACUCCAUUGAAUUUGGACGAUGCCCGAAAAUACGGAGAAGAGGUUUCUCAUCGCAAGGGCGUGCAGGCUAUCCACUUCCCACUGAUUACACCUGCCGAUGCUCAGCACCGCCAUGUCAAUGAAGAUGGCUCUUCUUCCGUCUAUACGGACAACUCACCUUUCAAUGACAUUCCCACAAUCAGCCCGCUCCACAUCAAUAAGCGCGUCAAUGUCUUCCAGUCGUACAAUACUUGGAGAGAUAUGACCAUGCCCAACAUGCAAACGCCGGCUACUCAGCUGCAGUCGCCUGCCCAGAUCCGACCUGCUCGAUCCAAGAGUGUUAAUCAGGCAACAGACCACCUCGAAACACUUCCUGCUACGACCUAUGAGCCGCCGGCCACUCCUCCAACUACCCAAGGCAAGCAACAACGUGGUCUUGUCAAGUCUGCUACGGCCCAUGAUAUUAGAGGAGAGCAGCAACAACCUUCGACAUCUUGUACUGACCAGUUCAGCCCUCUCACACCAUGGCUCAUGGGAGACAAGCACAAGAGAAAGGCAUCGAAGACCUUGUUCGGCAAUAACGGCUGGCUUGAUGACUCAGGUGACAAGAAGAAGAUAGAACCGCCGUCUCAGAAACCUACCAGCUUCCUUGAUGGCAUCAAAAAGAAGGCUCGUGAAUUUGCGGAGACAGCGAACCUCAAGCCCGCCCGUCGUCUUCCAAGCCCCAAUCGCGUCACCAUCUCAUUGGACCCCCGCGAGCAGUCCCUCUUGUACUGCGAGCUCGAGUUCAUCCUCUCCAACGCCCUGGACUUAUACAUCAAGUCACAGCUCAACGGCGGCCGCCUCGACCCGGACAAGCUCAAGAAAGUCGCCGAUGUCUGGUCCGCCAAGGGCCGCCCCCGCGUCGUCGGCUUCCGCUACGACCUGGAGACCCAACUGGAGCUGAUCAGCCUGCACGUGGGCCAGUUCCGGUUCUACGGCCACGGUCAGAUCAACGAGUCGGCCACUAUGGGACUGCUCGGCGCCAUGAAGAGCAAUGCCCGGACGAUUCGUGUCAGAACCCUGUGCCAGCCGGACAGUGUGAUCGCGAAGCAGAUCCUGGACUCGCAGGCACUGCUCCAGCUCAUCGGCAGCACGGAGAGCCUGCAGAUUAGCCUCGCAGAGGUCAGCCAGUUCUUCAAGGUUGUGCUGGAGCGAGAGAAGGCUGUGGCUGCCUUUGCUGAGACGCGGGCGCAGUAG
Messenger RNA from Truncatella angustata, 1410 nucleotides. RefSeq lists its product as uncharacterized. Bases 1 to 1410 code for a protein of 469 amino acids. NCBI's taxonomy places the organism in Eukaryota, Fungi, Ascomycota, Sordariomycetes, Amphisphaeriales, Sporocadaceae. The transcript has 2 exons. The record is from RefSeq and is a predicted model, not a curated record.